AAAAAUUCGUUUGUUAUCAGUUUUUCAGUGUGAAUGAUUGUAGUUUCCUAGUUACCUGUGAAAUUUUUAAAAAAAAAAAAAAACACGAAAAGAAAUGAAAAAUAUUGAAAAACUUAUCGCUGGUUGCAGUCUGCAAAAGCAAUGCUUCUUUUAGCAACAUUGGUUAUAAUACUUGUGAAUGCAAAAUCUAAAAUGCUGGAUCAAAGUAAAGAUAUGCUUUCUACAAACCCACUGAAUUCCAAAAUUAUUCCAAAAUGCGAAAAAAAAUCGUGCACGGAGGCUUUAAGGAAAUUUCAUAGUUUAACAGAAGAUUUGAUUAUGGAUAGAUAUCAUUUUGUGGCUGUUCAUCGUCUAAAAUGCUUACUGGUAUUACGGCUAACUAAACACGACUUGACCUUGAAUGAUUCUGCUUGUUCUUACCACACUACAGAAGGCUUGAUUAAAGGUCCAAAUGCUAAAUUGCUAACUUCGGAUUUUUCCGCUCUUCGACUGUAUGAAAACUUAUUAGAUAAGAUUCUUGGAGAGUUAUAUAUUGCAAUGAAACAUGAAGCAAAUAUUGAAUCUGGUCAAAAUUUUAUGGUGACGAUGUUACAAUUAUGCAACAGCGUAAAAUCGCUUUACAUGCGAAUUAAAAGUAUUGUGGAGAUAUUUUCUGAAUGUAACUGCGAAGUACUCAAUGGAACUAAGGAACCGUAUAUUCAAAGCUACGAUGUCUUGACAAAAAAAUACAAUCACUCGAAAAGCAUUUUGAUCAUUCUUAAGCAGUUAGAAAUUUUGAAAAAGAUUUUUAAGGAAGAUUUUUGGGAAAGAAAGAAAAAGUAUGUUUUAUGCGACACUUUAACCUCAAUUAAAUAACAUUAUUUGGUAUUGUUCCAAUCGAUAAUAUAGCAAUAUGACGUUUUUCAUGCCAGAUAUCGCCUGUAAUAUAGUAUUUUAAUAUAACUUUGGUCUAAUUUGUAUUAUGAACACAGCAUUUUUUUGUUUGUUUGAAAUUUAAGAAAUAUAUAUCUUUUUUUAAAAUUUAA
Hydra vulgaris (swiftwater hydra) is the source of this 1025-nucleotide messenger RNA. RefSeq lists its product as uncharacterized. The record is from RefSeq and is a predicted model, not a curated record. NCBI's taxonomy places the organism in Eukaryota, Metazoa, Cnidaria, Hydrozoa, Anthoathecata, Hydridae.